GAUGAAAUCUUUUUCUAAACUCAUUUUCAUUCUCCUCCCACUGAGUCCCAUCCGAAAUCUCUAAAUCCAAACAGAAUCUAAAAUAGGAAAUAUAUAUAUUUUUAGCAUUUUCACAUAUUCAUUUCCAGCCAAGAGUCCAAGCCACCUCAGUAUCUCUCCCUCCCCUCUCUCUCUCUUGCGAGAACUCGUUCUCUGCGAAACGACCGAUUUGAGGCCGAAAGAAAAGAAAGAAACCUAACUGUAAUGUAGUGAGAUGGAAUAGUUCAACAGAUCAUGUAAACCCAAAAUAUCCGUUUGUUUACCUGGAAUUUUGUAAAUGCUAUUUGUAUGAAACCUCCCUUCGAUUUUCUCGGCCAUAUAAAUUUGCUUUAUAUGUUUCCACAAUAAACACAGAUUAUGGAUAUUGUUGAUGUUGAAGAAAAUUUAUUUGCAGCGAGUGAUGCCAAGCUACAUGGAGAAAUGUGCAAGUCACUCUCUGCAAUUUAUUACAAAAUCUUGUCAAUUUUUCCCUCUUUAGAAGCGGCACGACCUAGGAGCAAAUCCGGCAUUCAAGCAUUGUGUUCUUUGCACAUUGCCCUUGAGAAGACCAAGAAUGUUCUUCGGCAUUGUUCGGAUUGUAGUAAACUUUACUUGGCAAUAACUGGGGAUUCUGUUCAUUUAAAAUUUGAUAAAGCGAAGUGUGCUCUGAUCGAUAGUCUCAGACGUGUGGAAGAUAUUGAGCCAGAGGCCAUUGGAUGCCAGAUUCUGGAGAUUGUAAGCGAACUUGAGAAUACAGAAUUAUCGCUUGAUCCUCUAGAGAAACAAAUUGGUGAUGAAAUAAUUGCAUUGCUUCAGCAAGGGAGAAAAUUUAGUGACUCAAGUGACAGUAAUGAGCUUGAAUCUUUUUACCGUGCUGCUACUAAACUUGGUGUUACCUCGUCGAAAGUGGCUCUUACAGAGAGAAGAGCUCUCAAGAAACUCAUAGAGAGAGCUCGUGUGGAGGAAGACAAGCGAAAAGAAUCAAUUGUGGCUUAUCUCUUACAUCUUAUGAGAAAAUACUCCAAGUUGUUUAGAAGUGAUCUUGUAGAUGAAAAUGAUUCACAGGGCUCAGCGCCUUCUUCGCCAACAGUUCAGGGUUCUUUCGAGGAUGGAGGGUCUGGUGUGAAUGGUCAUGCAUUUGAGAGGCAGCUGACAAAACUUAGUUCCUUUAAUUUCAAGCCAAAUUUUAGGAAAUCUGGGCAGAUACCUGUUCCACCGGAAGAAUUGAGGUGUCCAAUAUCGUUGCAACUAAUGCAUGAUCCUGUCAUUAUCGCAUCAGGACAAACAUAUGAAAGGAUCUGCAUUGAAAAAUGGUUUAGUGAUGGGCAUGACACCUGUCCAAAGACUCAACAGCAACUCUCUCAUUGUUGCUUCACUCCUAAUUACUCUGUUAAAGGUCUUACUAAUAGUUGGUGUGAACAGAAUGGUGUGCCUAUUCCAGAUGGUCCCCCGGAAUCCCUUGAUCUGAAUUAUUGGAGGCUUGCUUUGUCUCAGUCAGAGUCCUCAAAUUCAAGAUCUGUGAAGAGUGUUGGCUCCCGCAAAUUGAAGGAGGUAAAGGUUGUUCCUAUAGAAGAGAGUGGAACCAUUGAGGAGGUCGAAGUAAAUGAAGCAGAAAAUUUAUCUCCUCUGGGAGAUGUGUCUCAGCUUGAUGUGUUUGAUAGAUAUCAGAAUUUUCUGACUAUCUUGAAUGAAGGGGAAGACAUAGGGAAAAAGUGCGAAGUUGCAGAACAAGUAAGGCUCCUGUUGAAAGACGAUGAGGAGGCCAGAACUUUUUUGGGGUCUCAUGGCCUUGUUGAGGCGCUAAUGGUGUUUCUUAAGUUCGCUGUUCGUGAAAGGAACAUGAUGGCCCAGGAAAUUGCUGCUAUGGCUUUGUUUAAUCUUGCUGUCAACAAUGACAGGAACAAGGAAAUGAUGUUGGCAGCUGGCAUGAUACCAUUGCUGGAGGAUAUGAUCUCCAACACAAACUCCCAUGGCUCAGCAACUGCCCUCUACCUGAAUCUCUCUUGCCUUGAACAAGCCAAAUCUAUCAUUGGCUCGAGUAAGGCUGUUCCCUUUUUAGUCGGGAUCCUUCAAAGUGAAGCGGAUUCCCUGUGCAAACUUGAUGCCCUUCAUGCCCUCUAUAAUCUCUCCUCUCAUUCUUCUAAUAUUUCAAACCUUCUUUCGGCUGGCAUCAUUAGUGGACUCCAAUCUCUACUUGCUCUUACUGGGGACCAUACUUGGACAGAAAAGUGCAUAGCUGUCCUGAUAUAUUUGGCUUUGAGUAAACCAGGAAAAGAAGAAAUGGUCUCUGCACCUGGCCUUAUUAGCUCGCUUGCAGCAAUACUGGAUGCUGGUGAAUCCAUUGAACAGGAACAAGCAGCCUCAUGCCUUUUGAUUCUGUGUAAUGGGAGUGAGAAAUGCAGUCAAAUGGUCCUACAGGAAGGGGUGAUACCUGCAUUGGUAUCGAUUUCAGUAAAUGGGACGACAAGGGGGAGAGAUAAGGCUCAAAAACUAUUGAUACUGUUUCGUGAGCAGAGGCAACAAGAUCGACCAUCUCCUGAUAUUACUCUAAAGCGAGCUGAGACUAGCUCCAAGGCAAUGCCUGCUCCAGAGUCAAAUCCUUUUUGUAAAACAACGUCGAGGAGGAAGAUGGGAAAAGCUUUUAGCUUUUUCUGGAAGAGCAAGAGCUAUUCGGUUUCCCAGUAUUGAUUCUGUGCUGUAAGUUUCUGUUGUACCUUCUUUUCUGUAUCUUUUAGUCGUCAUUGAUUUCUUUUUUCCUUUCCGUAGAGAAGAGUUGUACAGGCCAUUGUAAUCUGUGGAUUUUUGUUUUUACCUUGCCUUCCCUUCUGGCUAGGAAGAUAUGUAGCCAUGUAUUUCAUAAUUAAAGCAGUAGAGUUGCCUUGA
This is a messenger RNA of Tripterygium wilfordii, 2901 nucleotides long. RefSeq names its product U-box domain-containing protein 6-like. NCBI's taxonomy places the organism in Eukaryota, Viridiplantae, Streptophyta, Magnoliopsida, Celastrales, Celastraceae. The record is from RefSeq and is a predicted model, not a curated record. Gene Ontology annotation, biological process: protein ubiquitination. Gene Ontology annotation, cellular component: nucleus; cytoplasm. The coding region runs from base 397 to 2706 and encodes 769 amino acids. Gene Ontology annotation, molecular function: protein binding; ubiquitin-protein transferase activity. The transcript is spliced from 6 exons.